AUGACUGUCUGGUGUUAUUCCGAGCCGCAGUCACGCUCUGCGUGCACCCGGGCGCCAUCGCCAGCAACCCCAGCACGGCACCACCAGAUGACGAUGAAGAAGCAGACGAGCACCAUGCCGAUGCCGGUGCCGACACUGGCGCUGCUGCUGCUGCUGCUGCUGCUGCUGCUGGCUGUGCAGAUUGCUAAUGCUGCUCAAUCGCCGCCGCUCCUCACUCCGACUGCGACUGCGACGCCACCCAGGAUCGCCAUCGUCGGCGCUGGCAUCGGCGGAGGCGCCACGGCGUACUAUCUGGCAACCAAGCACGGCCUCGCAAACACGACGGUCGUCUUUGACUCGCGUGACUACAUUGGCGGACGGCUCAAGCACACCAUCAUCGACAACCAGGUCAUCGAGCUCGGUGGCGAUGCAUACGCGUCGCCCAACAUCUACAUGGAGGAGCUGGUCAAGGAGCUCAACUUGCCAAUCUCACUGCGUCGCGGCAGCGGUGGUGCAGCUGCUGCUGGCCGUCACAGUGAGUCGCUGGACGAGAACGACAACGGCGUCAGCACCCCGAUUGACAACCUCGUUGCCAAACUCAAGGUGCGGCUGAUUGAGCUGCAGGCCAGAGCGCAAAAGGCCGGAUCGGGUGUCCAGGGCGUUUCGGGCGACAACAUUGGCAUUUGGACGGGAACGGGCUGGAUUCCGCUCACACUCACGCUGCUCGACCACUUGCUCUCCGACACGGGCACGCUCGAAUCCCUUGCGGGCUUCCUGAUUCGUCUGCGCGAAAACUACGUCCUUCGCGAUGACUUGACCACGCCCUUCAAGACCGUUGACGCGUUCUUGCGCUUUGGCGACCUCGAGAUGUACACCAACACCACCGCAGACACCUUCUUUGAUGGCCAUGGCGUCGCAAAGGCCACACAGCAAGACCUCAUCAACCCGGUGCUGCGCGUCAUUUACGACCAGUCGCUGGACGAGUCGCACGCCUUUGGCGCCCUCGUCUCGCUCACUUCCCUCAUUGACGCGUACUCGAUCGCGACCGGCAACAGCAAGCUGGUCGAGGCGCUCUUUGCUGCUGCUGGCUCGCAAGUCUCCCUGCAGUCGCGAGUCGUGUCGAUUGCCUACCACCGUGACACCAAGAACUGGAAUCUGACGUACGUGUCCACAGCGAGCCAGGACCCCGAGGCAGACCAGCAGCACAUCAUUGUCGAUCGUGUCGUGAUUGCCUCGCCGCUCGAGUACACCUCCAUUCUCUUUAUCAACACUUCGCUGUCCGUCACCCCUCGCCAGUUUGUGCAUUGGUACGUGACCAUCAUUGUCGCCAAGAGCGUCAACCCGGCGUACUUUAACGAGCAGCCGUCGUUCGUGGUGCCCGAAGCGGUGCUCACCACCCAGCCGAAGAGCGGGAACGCGACCGUCUUCAAUGUUGUGCAGUACAUUGCCGAUGCCGACAAUGGCUACCACAUUUACAAGAUCUUUUCGAAUGACUGGGUCAACAGCACGUUGCCAGAGCUCUUUGUUGACAUUCGCGAGUAUGACGUCCAAGUUUGGCCGUACACUUUCCCCGAGCUCGUUGCAACCACCAAGUUCCAGCCCAUCGAGCUCUCGCCCGAUCUGUUCUACUUGAACACGAUGGAAAGCAUUGCGUCGGCCAUGGAGGUUUCAGUCAUUGCUGGCCGCAAUGUCGCCGCUCUCGUUGCCAAAAGUGUGGCGUGAUUCGUGCGGUGGUUGGAUGAUUCUUUAAGGGUGUAUUGUGUUUUUUUUGUAGUCAUGACUUGAAUGAAGAUUUGUACAAUUGUGACA
Capsaspora owczarzaki ATCC 30864 is the source of this 1788-nucleotide messenger RNA. RefSeq lists its product as hypothetical. The transcript has a single exon. Gene Ontology annotation, molecular function: prenylcysteine oxidase activity. Lineage: Eukaryota; Filasterea; Ministeriida; Capsasporidae. The coding region runs from base 1 to 1701 and encodes 566 amino acids. Gene Ontology annotation, biological process: prenylated protein catabolic process; prenylcysteine catabolic process. The record is from RefSeq and is a predicted model, not a curated record.